This is a messenger RNA of Capsaspora owczarzaki ATCC 30864, 2542 nucleotides long. RefSeq lists its product as hypothetical. Gene Ontology annotation, biological process: transmembrane transport; G protein-coupled receptor signaling pathway. The transcript is spliced from 6 exons. Gene Ontology annotation, cellular component: membrane; ATP-binding cassette (ABC) transporter complex. The record is from RefSeq and is a predicted model, not a curated record. Gene Ontology annotation, molecular function: transmembrane transporter activity; G protein-coupled receptor activity. NCBI's taxonomy places the organism in Eukaryota, Filasterea, Ministeriida, Capsasporidae. The coding region runs from base 36 to 2336 and encodes 766 amino acids.
CUUUAGUUUUAGCCAAAAACCUGUAUUGAAAGCGAAUGCGGUUUCAAUCUGUUCUGAGCGCGUGCGUUGCGCUUCUUUUGAUUGUGCCGUCUGCCGUUUCCGUAUGCUUCCCUGACUCGGAGCGCCGUGUCCUCCGUACGGAUCUCGAGCCCAUUCGUCUGGGCCAAGGUGAUUGGAAUGGAGCCCGUGUCAACAACUUGGUUGCCAAAAUUCUACUCGAGGAAAAGCUUGGUAUUCCCGCUUCGAUCAUCGACAUUGGUUCCGACGAUACGGUCGUUUUUGAGAUGAUGGACCGCGGAGACCUGGACGCAUACAUGGAGCUAUGGGCGAUGGAAGAUGUAUUGGCUCACUAUGUUGCUCGUGGCUCGGUUCAGUAUGUUGGCCCGCUCGGCGUUAUUGGCCGCUACGGUUGGUACAUUCCCGACUAUGUGGCAGAACUGAGUCGCUCAAUGACCCAAUACGACGCUUACUACUUUGCCGAAACUGUGGCCAUCUUUCAGCUUCCAGUGAUCAACUCGUCUACCACGUCCGUCUCGGACUCAACGAGUCCGCUCACCGUUGCGGAGUCUGUCGAAGACUUGCUCGCCAGCGACACGUGCAACCCAGCCAACUCAUCUGCCACCCUACAAGCCUGCUACGAUGCUCUUGCAAUCCUCGUUGACCAAGUGCGCGAACUCAGCCGCCUUCAGGAGAACAAUACAAACCUCAUCACCUUCUGGACCGCGCCACCCAGCUGGAGUCCGAUCGAUGCCACCAUUGUCCGAAACCUUGAGCUUCCAAUGAACGUGACCGAGAUUCCCAUGCUGCCCGAGGAUAACGGGGAUGUCGAAGCCGCGAUGGUUCGCAACAUGGCCGUGGCGUACGCUGCUCGCAAGCCCUUCAUGAUGCAAUUCUAUGUCCCGCACCCUGUCUUCUCACCACUUUCCGGCAUCGGCUUGAAGCGAGUUCAGCUACCCGACUAUAGCGAGGACUGCAACGCACUCGGUGACGGCUACAACUGUGACUACGAGUCGGACAUUCUGAAAAAACUCGCUUGGACUGGUUUGAAGCGCAAAAACUCGGUUGCUCACGCCUUCAUCAGCCAGUUUUCCUACACUGCACUCGACCAGCAAAACAUUGUUGCCGCACUUGUUUACCACAACGCGACACUUGAGGAUGCCGCUUGUGACUGGCUGAAGGACAAUCGUGCUCUUUGGGAGCGGGGUUUGCCCGAUCCAAACACGCUCGUCACCCCGUCAACGGCCGCACCAGGAGCUCGCGUCGCUCUCUUUGUGCUCGCCGGGUUUGUCGUGAUGCUGUGCGUGGUUAUGGCGGUGAUGGUUUGGGGCUUCCGCCGCGUUCGCAUCAUCCAGUCUGCCAGCCCCGUGUACCUCGAACUCAUCUUGCUUGGCGCCGUCAUGUCGAUGCUCUGGAUUUUCCUCGACUACUCGGAUGAUCCCUCCUCCAGCCAGUGCACAGCCCGCGUUUGGAUGCGCCACCUCGGCUUUGGCGUCAUGUUUGCCGCGCUCUUCCUCAAAACCUACCGCAUCGCACGCGUCUUCCAGCAAGUGACCGUGUCUCGGUCCACCCCCCUGAGCGAUCGCCGGCUGUUCUACCGCUUCCUUGAAAUGAACGCAUUCGUGGUCAGCAUUCUCAUCGUGUGGACGGUGGUCAACCCUUCGCACCCGGACACGAUGGUUUCGGGCAACCAAAGCUAUCAAGUGUGUGGAAUUACUUGGUGGGACAAUGCCAUGUACAUUAUCGAGCUCGUCGCGCUCUGCGUGCUUGCGGUGGUUUGCUUUAAUGUUCGCAAGGCGCCAUCGGCGUUCAACGAAUCAAAGUUCAUCGCGCUCUCCGUCUACAACUGGAUUGUUGUGGCCAGUAUUCUGCAAAUCAUCCUGCGCGCCACCACGGGAAACGCCACCUUCUUCUUUAUCAUUGAGGCGCUCGAGGUCUUGCUGACUGUGCCGAUCAUUGUCGGCCUGUUGUUUGUGCCAAAGCUCUACCUCACCCUCAAGGGCAAAGGCGGCGAAGUCAGCACCAGCAGUUACCGCGGUGCCUCCACGCCCCGUCCCAACAACAACAAUACAUUGUCUGGUGGGGACCGCUCGUCUGCCAAAGAGAAGCAGGAUAUCGAGAUGUCGAGCAAGGGAGGAUCGGAGUCUGAGACUCAACAAGCCCCAAAGCAGAGCAGCGCCAACGCGUCGGCCGCUGGACCGAGUGGUGCUCCCGCUCGCACCAGUGGCAAAUCUGAUCACAAGGAGCUCCGCGCGCUGCGCAACGAAAAUGCUCGUUUGCUGAAGGAGACGGAGGCCCUGCGUUCUCAUCUGCUGCGGCUCAACAAUCCCCAUGUGUGAUUUGUCUCGUUUUUGGUUGUUUUGUUAGAGUUGUUGAUGCAUGUGCAUGUAUUGUUUGAAUGCGCCUAUGGAUGAUGGAGCGGGCUAUUUUUUUUUUUUUUUUUUUUUUUUAGUUAGUGAUGGUUUGUUGAGCAACUGUUUUUUGUUUUGGUUUGUUGGUUUGUUUUUUUCAAGCUCCUUUCAUUCAAAUGAAACCACAAAGACCA